ACUACAGCUCCAGAACCUAUUACGACAACCUCUGCAGCUUCUGCUACAACAACUACACCCUUGGCUCCUACGACAACCACGACAACAGCACCUCCAACAACUGUAGCUCCCACGAUAACUGCAGCUCCUACAACAGCUUUAGCAUCUACUUCAACCACUGCAGCCCUAACUGCAACAACUGCAGCUCCUACGACCACUGCAACUCCACAACCUACUACAACAACUACAACUUCAGCUCCUGCGACAACCACAACAACAGCACCUACUACAACACCUGCUGUUCCUACAACUGUAGCUCCCACGACCACUCCACCUGCUGUACUUACUACAACAAUCACAACUACAGCUCCUGAUACAACAACUUUAACUUCUACGUCAACCACAGCAGCUGCCUCUACGACAACCACUGCAGCUCUAAAUACAACAACUGCUGCUCCAACGACCACUACAACUCCAGAACCUAUUACGACAACCACUGCAGCUUCAGCUACAACAACUACAACUUCAGCUCCUACGACAACCACAACAACAGCACCUACUACAACACCUGCAGUUCCUACAAAUGUAGCUCCCACGACCACUCCACCUGCUGUACUUACUACAACAAUCACAACUACAUCUCCUGAUACAACAACUGUAAUUUCUACAUCAACCACAGCAGCUGCAUCUACGACAACCACUGCAGCUCUAACUACAACAACUGCUGCUCCAACGACCACUACAACUCCAGAACCUAUUACGACAACCACUGCAGCUCCUGCUACAACAACUACAACUUCAGCUCCUACGACAACCACAACAACAGCACCUACAACAACUGUAGCUCCCAUGACAACUGCAGCUCCUACAACAGCUUUAGCAUCUACGACAACCACUGCAGCCCUAACUACAACAACUGCUGCUCCUACGAGCACUGCAACUCCACAACCUACUACAACAACCAGUGCAGCUCCUACUACAACAACUGCUGUUGUAACGACCACAGUGACUGCAGCACCUUCUACAAUAACUACAACUUCAGCUCCUACGACAACCACAACAACAGCACCUACUACAACACCUGCAGUUCCUAUAACUGUAGCUCCCACGACCACUCCAUCUGCUGUACUUACUACAACAAUCACAACUACAGCUCCUGAUACAACAACUUUAACUUCUACGUCAACCACAGCAGCUGCCUCUACGUCAACCACAGCAGCUUCCUCUAUGACAACCACUGCUGCUCCAACGACCACUACAACUCCAGAACCUAUUACGACAACCACUGCAGCUCCUGCUACAACAACUACAACUUCAGCUCCUACGACAACCACAACAACAGCACCUACAACAACUGUAGCUCCCACGACAACUGCAGCUCCUACAACAGCUUUAGCAUCUACGACAACCACUGCAGCCCUAACAACAACAACUGCUGCUCCUACGACCACUACAGCUCCAGAACCUAUUACGACAACCUCUGCAGCUUCUGCUACAACAACUACACCCUUGGCUCCUACGACAACCACGACAACAGCUACUACAACAACCAGUGCAGCUCCUACUACAACAACUGCUGUUGUAACGACCACAGUGACUGCAGCACCUUCUACAAUAACUACAACUUCAGCUCCUACGACAACCACAACAACAGCACCUACUACAACACCUGCAGUUCCUACAACUGUAGCUCCCGCGACCACUCCAUCUGCUGUACUUACUACAACAAUCACAACUACAGCUCCUGAUACAACAACUUUAACUUCUACGUCAACCACGGCAGCUACCUCUACAUCAACCACAGCAGCUUCCUCUAUGACAACCACUGCUGCUCCAACGACCACUACAACUCCAGAACCUAUUACGACAACCACUGCAGCUCCUGCUACAACAACUACAACUUCAGCUCCUACGACAACCACAACAACAGCAGCUACAACAACUGUAGCACCCACGACAACUGCAGCUCCUACAACAGCUUUAGCAUCUACGACAACCACUGCAGCCCUAACAACAACAACUGCUGCUCCUACGACCACUACAGCUCCAGAACCUAUUACGACAACCUCUGCAGCUUCUGCUACAACAACUACACCCUCGGCUCCUACGACAACCACGACAACAGCACCGACCACUGCAACUCCACAACCUACUACAACAACUACAACUUCAGCUCCUGCGACAACCACAACAACAGCACCUACUACAACACCUGCAGUUCCUACAACUGUAGCUCCCACGACCACUCCAUCUGCUGUACUUACUACAACAAUCACAACUACAGCUCCUGAUACAACAACUUUAACUUCUACGUCAACCACAGCAGCUGCCUCUAUGUCAACCACAGCAGCUUCCUCUAUGACAACCACUGCUGCUCCAACGACCACUACAACUCCAGAACCUAUUACGACAACCACUGCAGCUCCUGCUACAACAACUACAACUUCAGCUCCUACGACAACCACAACAACAGCACCUACAACAACUGUAGCUCCCACGACAACUGCAGCUCCUACAACAGCUUUAGCAUCUACGACAACCACUGCAGCCCUAACAACAACAACUGCUGCUCCUACGACCACUACAGCUCCAGAACCUAUUACGACUACCUCUGCAGCUUCUGCUACAACAACUACACCCUUGGCUCCUACGACAACCACGACAACAGCACCUCCAACAACUGUAGCUCCCACGAUAACUGCAGCUCCUACAACAGCUUUAGCAUCUACUUCAACCACUGCAGCCCUAACUGCAACAACUGCAGCUCCUACGACCACUGCAACUCCACAACCUACUACAACAACUACAACUUCAGCUCCUGCGACAACCACAACAACAGCACCUACUACAACACCUGCUGUUCCUACAACUGUAGCUCCCACGACCACUCCACCUGCUGUACUUACUACAACAAUCACAACUACAGCUCCUGAUACAACAACUUUAACUUCUACGUCAACCACAGCAGCUGCCUCUACGACAACCACUGCAGCUCUAAAUACAACAACUGCUGCUCCAACGACCACUACAACUCCAGAACCUAUUACGACAACCACUGCAGCUUCAGCUACAACAACUACAACUUCAGCUCCUACGACA
Oncorhynchus kisutch (coho salmon) is the source of this 3078-nucleotide messenger RNA. Its product is annotated as mucin-5AC-like. The record is from RefSeq and is a predicted model, not a curated record. The transcript is spliced from 3 exons. The annotation marks the transcript as partial. Lineage: Eukaryota; Metazoa; Chordata; Actinopteri; Salmoniformes; Salmonidae.